CAAGAUCGUGGUCCUGCCCCAUCAGAAAAGAGGGACCUCAUGUACUUUUGCACCAUAGGGGAUAUCAUUUUCAAUGCCCAAUACCCAGAGCUGCCCCCUGAUUUUAUCUUUGGAGAGGAUGCUGAAUUCCUGCCAGACCCCCUGGCUCUGCAUAACCUUGCCUCCUGGAACCCUGCAAACCCCGAGUGCCUCUUACUUGUGGUGAAGGAGCUUGUGCAGCAGUAUCACCAGUUUCAGUGCAGCCGCCUCCGUGAGAGCUCACGCCUCAUGUUCGAGUACCAGACGCUCCUGGAAGAGCCUCAGUACGGAGAGAACAUGGAAAUCUAUGCUGGGAAGAAGAACAGCUGGACUGGUGAAUUUUCAGCUCGUUUCCUUUUGAAGUUGCCAGUGGAUUUCAGUAAUAUUCCCACAUAUCUUCUCAAGGAUGUAAACGAAGAUCCUGGAGAAGAUGUGGCCCUCCUUUCGGUCAGUUUUGAGGACACUGAAGCCACCCAGGUGUACCCCAAGCUGUACUUGUCUCCCCGAAUUGAGCAUGCGCUGGGUGGCUCUUCAGCUCUUCACAUCCCAGCUUUUCCAGGAGGCGGUUGUCUCAUCGAUUAUGUUCCUCAAGUGUGCCACCUGCUUACCAACAAGGUGCAGUAUGUGAUUCAAGGAUAUCAUAAAAGAAGAGAGUAUAUUGCUGCUUUCCUCAGUCACUUUGGCACAGGUGUCGUGGAAUAUGAUGCAGAAGGUUUUACAAAACUCACCCUGCUGCUGAUGUGGAAAGAUUUUUGUUUCCUUGUGCACAUUGAUCUGCCUCUCUUCUUUCCGCGAGACCAGCCAACCCUCACAUUUCAGUCCGUCUAUCAUUUUACCAACAGUGGACAGCUUUACUCCCAGGCCCAAAAAAAUUAUCCAUACAGCCCCAGAUGGGACGGAAAUGAAAUGGCCAAAAGAGCAAAGGCUUAUUUCAAAACCUUUGUCCCUCAGUUCCAGGAGGCCGCGUUUGCCAACGGAAAGCUCUAGGAAACACCGGUGGUGAGAGGGGGCCAGCCAACCUGCUCGGUCCACAUGCGUGUCAGCAUACAUGGCUGCUUCCUGGAGGCCACCUGGACCCCUUCACUGCAGUGUUCUGCUCACACAGCAACUCUGUGCCCAGGGCAGUCAGUCUCCAGCUGCCUGGUGGUACCCUGGAUCCUAGCGCCCCUCGCUGCUGGCUGUUCCCUCUUCUUUCGUUAGAUUUCUUAGGUGGAAGAAAUAAACUCACAAGUCAUGAUACAGUAAUUUGCCAGGGAAGGUAAAACAUCAUAAACGUACACACCCUCCUUCCAAAGCCUUUGUCUCAGACUUCUGUUAAGUUUUAAGGUCGAACACCCCUUGGCUUCUCCCACUGAAAUUAGUGCCGUGCGUGCAUGUGUGUGUGUGUGUGCGCGCGCUGUACUCCAAUAUUUCCACUGGGCAGUCCUCCAGUGCAGACCUGCAGGGUCCAGACACCCAUACAGCCAGGCUCCAGGCUGGCACUCGGGAAUGAAUAGGUUCUAGCAUCCACCCCCCAGCUCCUGUGGUCCACGUGCAGUCCAUCCUCACAUGGUGGAAGGAUGGGGGCCAUCAGGGUUUGCUGCAUGUACCAGGUACAGUCCCUGAUAGGAGUUUCUGGGGCUCAUGCAGCACUGUGUGAAUUCACAUGAAAGUCAAAGGUCAGGGCCAUAGGUUACUACUGGUAUGUAUCUGGUAUCUGGACUCAGGCUGGCCACUGAGC
Fukomys damarensis (Damara mole-rat) is the source of this 1738-nucleotide messenger RNA. RefSeq names its product BRISC and BRCA1 A complex member 2 (gene Babam2). Gene Ontology annotation, cellular component: BRCA1-A complex; BRISC complex. Bases 40 to 1005 code for a protein of 321 amino acids. The record is from RefSeq and is a predicted model, not a curated record. Lineage: Eukaryota; Metazoa; Chordata; Mammalia; Rodentia; Bathyergidae. The transcript is spliced from 10 exons. Gene Ontology annotation, biological process: double-strand break repair.